UUAUUAUUAAAAUAAGGAGAAAAAAAGUGAUUCUUUUUGGUGCUCCUUUUAUGCAGUAGUAUUAACAGUAAUAAUUAUUAUUAUUUUAUUAUUUGUUGUAAUAAAAUAAGCAAGUAGCUUUGUCUGAGCUUUUCUUUGGCUCUUCGGUUCAUCCAAGCAAGCACUUCAUCACACACAAACACACACACACACACACACACAGCUUAUGUGGGGUUUGUAAUAUUUCCUAGCCCCGAAUCGAGCCACCUUAACAAGACUCGAUGGAUCAUCCAUCCGAAGAUUCACCGUCGAGCUCGGACAAAUCGCUCGGGCCCACAAAUCACCCUCAAUUGCCGUUCCCAGAUGAAGUAUUAGAGAAAGUCCUUUCAUUCGUAAAUUCGCACAAAGAUAGAAGCUCGGUAUCACUCGUACGCAAAGAUUGGUACAAUGCCGAAAGAUGGACAAGGUCGAAGCUUUUCAUCGGGAACUGCUAUUCGGUUUCGCCGGAAAUCGUAGCUAGAAGAUUUCCGAGAAUUAAGAGCGUCACACUUAAAGGGAAGCCGAGAUUUUCCGACUUUAAUAUGUUGCCGCGAGAUUGGGGUGCUAACGUGCACCCUUGGCUGGUCAUGUUUGCAAAGGUGUACCCUUUUCUUGAGGAGCUGCGUCUGAAGAGAAUGACUGUCACCGACGAAAGCUUGGAGCUCUUGGCUAAGUCUUUUUCGGGUUUCAAGGCUUUAUCUUUGUCGAGCUGUGACGGAUUUACCGAAAACGGGCUCAAAGCAUUGGCUAGUCAUUGCAGGAACUUGACAGAACUGGAUAUACAAGACAGUAUAUCCGAGGAUGUCGGUGGAGGUUGGCUAAGUUCGUUCCCGGAAAACUUCUCGUCGCUCGAAGUACUAAACUUCGCCAGUCUCAACAGUGACAUCAGCUUCGAUGACCUGGAAAGACUCGUCAGCAGGUGCAAAUCUUUAAGGGUUUUGAAAGUCAACGAGACCAUCUCAUUGGACCAAUUGCAGCGCUUGCUCGUGCACGCUCCUCUGUUGACCGAACUCGGCACCGGCUCCUUCAUGCAAGAACUCACGCCACGUCAGUACGAAGAAGUCGAGACUGCGUUUAGUAACUGCAAGAAUCUAGAAGCUCUUUCGGGUUUGUGGGAUGCGAAUUCACUUUAUCUCCCUCUACUUUACGGAGCUUGUGCUGGUCUUACUUUCUUGAACUUGAGUGAUGCUCCCCUCCAAAGCGGCGAUUUUGCGAACCUUCUUGUUCACUGCCCUAAUUUGCGGCGCCUUUGGGUCAUAGAUACAGUCGAAGACAAAGGGCUGGAGGCAGUCGGAUCCAGCUGUCCCCUUCUAGAAGAACUCCGAGUCUUCCCCGCCGACCCUUACGACCGCCACCACCGCGAUGGCGUGUCGGAAUCGGGUUUCUUGGCGGUUUCUCAUGGAUGCCCGAAGCUCCACUACGUACUCUACUUCUGCCGGAGAAUGACCAACGCCGCUGUAAUAACCAUAGUGAAAAACUGCCCCGAUUUCACGCACUUCCGUCUCUGCAUAAUGACACCUGGCCAGCCAGAUCACCUCACAAACGAGCCAAUGGACGAAGCCUUUGGAGCCGUGGCUAAAACCUGCACGAAACUUAAACGCCUCUCUGUUUCGGGGCUUUUAACGGAUGUGUCGUUCGAGUAUAUCGGGAAAUACGCCAAGAAUCUUGAAACCCUAUCGGUGGCUUUUGCGGGGAGCAGUGAUUGGGGGAUGCAGAGUGUUCUAGAAGGUUGCCCUAAGCUGAGGAAGCUCGAGAUUAGGGAUUGCCCGUUCGGGAACACUGCUCUUCUCUCGGGUAAGCUGAAGUAUGAAACGAUGAGGUCAUUGUGGAUGUCGGCGUGUAAUGUGACUAUGAAGGGGUGUGGGAUUCUUGCAAGGGAGAUGCCGAGGUUGAACGUUGAGGUUAUUAAUGAUGAGGGUAGCGACGGGAGUCAAGCGGAUAAGGUUUAUGUCUAUCGAACUGUGGCGGGGCCCAGGCGGGAUGCUCCGGGUUUUGUUCUCACGCUUUGAGGGUGCGUGGAAGGUUAAGUAACACGGAAUACGAAUUUGGUUGCGGAAAAAAAAGCAAAACUUUGUUCUAAGGGAUCGAACAAAUUGAAGAAUGGAAAGAACGGAGCAAUAAAUAAAAGAAAGAGGUGAGUGUGUGUGUAUGUAUGUUUAUGACCAUGAAAGCGAGCCUCUUUCAAAUCGAUGAAGUUAUUUUCUUUAUGCAAUUCGUCGGAAAUGCGUAGAGAAAAUGGCUGGAGGGGAACAUAUAUUUGUGUAUAUGAAGACCAUUUCUUGCAAAGAGAAGAUUUCUCCCAAUUGAUUUUUUUUUUUUUGUUUUGGUUUCAUGCUGUAUUGUUUAGUUGCUUAAAAUCUGUAGAACUUCUUGUAUCAGCAGAACAAUUUUAGGAGUGCUGAGGUGGCAAGAUUCUGGAUAAUGGGAAUAUGUUGUUUAUUUAGUUAGUUUACAUGUUCCUGUAAUGUUAUUUGAUGUCCUUA
This is a messenger RNA of Erythranthe guttata (spotted monkey flower), 2501 nucleotides long. Its product is annotated as protein TRANSPORT INHIBITOR RESPONSE 1. The record is from RefSeq and is a predicted model, not a curated record. Gene Ontology annotation, biological process: SCF-dependent proteasomal ubiquitin-dependent protein catabolic process. NCBI's taxonomy places the organism in Eukaryota, Viridiplantae, Streptophyta, Magnoliopsida, Lamiales, Phrymaceae. Gene Ontology annotation, cellular component: SCF ubiquitin ligase complex.